Messenger RNA from Lolium rigidum, 1453 nucleotides. RefSeq names its product cytochrome P450 89A2-like. The coding region runs from base 1 to 1377 and encodes 458 amino acids. Gene Ontology annotation, cellular component: membrane. The record is from RefSeq and is a predicted model, not a curated record. Lineage: Eukaryota; Viridiplantae; Streptophyta; Magnoliopsida; Poales; Poaceae. The transcript is spliced from 3 exons. Gene Ontology annotation, molecular function: iron ion binding; heme binding; oxidoreductase activity, acting on paired donors, with incorporation or reduction of molecular oxygen, NAD(P)H as one donor, and incorporation of one atom of oxygen.
AUGUCGCUAGCUAGAAGCCCAACGCGGGAAUUCAUGGAGGAGCUCCUUGCUGCUGUCCUGGUGUGCCUCCUAGCCGUGCCCAUACUUGGCUUCCUCGGAAGCUACACGAGGCGGGUCCGUGCUCAGCUGGCCGUCCACAAGAUCGGCGACCCCGCCGUCGCCCACCGCGCGCUCAUCGACAACGCCGAUGACUUCUCCGACCGUCCCGCCGGGAUCUUCCCCGUGUCCCUGGCCACCUGGCGCGACGGCGAGCCGAACGAGAACGUAACCACGGUGAGCUACGGCCGGCAUUGGUCGGCUCUCCGGUGCAACCUCACGGCCGACAUCCUGCACCCCACGCGCCUGGCCUCGCUCGCCCCGCUGCAGCAGGAGGCCGCGCGGGCGCUCAUCUCCCGCCUGUCCGGCGCCGGCGCAGAGGUCGCCGACGUCCGCGAGCACAUCACCGCCGCCGUGUUCGCGCUGGUCGCGCAGCUGUGCUUCGGGGACGAGGCAGCCGUGGACGACGUGCGCGCCAUGGGGAGCAUGAUACGGGGGUUCCUCUUCGCCGCCGGGGAGCUGAGCCCAAGGUUCGAUGGCUCGGCUCUGUCCAAGCUCCUGAACUGGCGGGGGCUUCGCGGGAUCACCGGCAUGAUCCGACGGCAGGGCGAGCUGUACCUCCCACUGAUCGAGGCACGAAGGGGGCGGAAGCCACGGUCGCCGCUCUGUGUCGGUGCCGGAGGCGGCAUUCCAGUCCAUCCAUACGUCGACUCGCUCGUUGAUCUCCGCGUCCCCGACGAGGCGGCGGACAAUGCCCUGCGCGAGCUUCGAGACGGCGAGCUGGUGGGCCUCGUGCUGGAGUUCCUCGGUGCCGGCAUGGGGUCGGUGUCGGCCUGCCUCGAGUGGACCCUUGCCCACCUCAUCGACCAGCCGGAGGUCCAGGACAAGCUGCGUCGCGAGAUCAUCGCCGCCGAAGGCUCCGGCCAGAGCCUUCGCAGUAUCCCGUACCUCGACGCCGUGGUGCUCGAGAGCCUCCGCAUGCACCCGCCGGUGCCCUUCAUCAUGCACAUCGGACGAGACAGCAAGAUAUGGACGGAUCCUGGCAGGUUCUGGCCGGAGCGGUUCCUCGCCGGAGGCGAGGCGGAGGACAUCGGCCCGUCGCCCGGCCCCAAGGAGAUCAGGAUGAUGCCCUUCGGCGCGGGACACAGGCACUGCCCAGGCAUGAACAUGGGGAUGCUGAACAUCAAGUGCUUCCUUGCCGCGCUGGUUCGUGAGUUUGAGUGGGCGCCGUCGGCGGAAGACUGCAGCAAUGGCUGCAGUGGCGUCGACAUGACUGAGGUUGAUGGAUUUCUGAAGCUGAUGAAGAAGCCGCUUUCUGCGUGUGUCACGCCGACACACUAAAUAACCAUAUGUAUCAUCUCUAUGCAUGUGUAUUUUAUGUGUUUUCAUAUUAUCAUGUGCUAGUAUUUUCUAUAUA